GCGUCCUGGAAAAUUCCACAUCCCAGCUAGCUCCACCUAUGCGCCUUCUCUGGGCCGCUGGCUCUUCACUCAAUCCCGACGGCCUUUGCGCGAACAAAAUGGCAGCCCCCAUGCCGCGGGGGGUGUCUUGCUUAUCCAGGGCUUUAGGAUGGUGGUCUCGGCAGCCAGUCCUGGUGACUCAGUCCACAGCUGUAGUUCCAGUGAGAACUAAAAAACGUUUCACACCUCCUGCUUAUGAACCUAAGUAUAAAUCGGAAAAGGAGUAUUUAGAGCAUGCCCGGAAAGCAGGAGUGGUCAUUCCUCCUGAACGUUUGGACCGUCCUUUACAUCUGGCUUGUACAGCUGGUAUCUUUGAUGCCUAUGUUCCUCCUGAGGGUGAUGCACGCGUAUCCUCUCUUUCAAAGGAAGGACUGGCACAGAAAACUGAGCGGUUGAAGAAGAACGUGGCAUCAAAAUUGUCAAUCCAGAAGAUAAGAGAACAUGAUGCUAAUUUUAAAAUAAAGGACUUCCCUGAAAAAGCUAAGGAUAUCUUCAUUGAGGCUCACCUUUGUUUAAAUAACUCAGACCAUGACCGACUUCAUGCGUUGGUAACAGAAAACUGUUUUCCGGACAUGGUCUGGGACAUCAAAUAUAAGACUGUGCGCUGGAGCUUUGUCGAAUCUCUAGAACCAGCCCAGGUGGUUCAAGUUCGCUGUUCCCAUCUGCUGAACCAGGGCAACCUCUUUGGCCAGGUCACUGUCCGAAUGCACACCCGCCAGACUCUGGCCAUCUAUGAUCGGUUUGGCCGGUUGAUGUAUGGACAAGAAGAUGUGCCGAAGGAUGUCCUGGAGUAUGUUGUGUUUGAAAGGCACCUGACGAACCCCUAUGGGAGCUGGAGAAUGCAUGGCAAAAUUAUUCCCCCAUGGGCACCUCCUAAGCAGCCCAUUAUUAAGACGGUGAUGAUCCCUGGUCCCCAGUUGAACCUGGGGGAAGAUUAUGAAGAGUCCCGAGGAGAGACCCAUAAGUCUCAGCUAGCCUGAUGGCAGAAAUGGUUCCUAUGAAUAAGGCAUGGAAACUGUGAAACUGUCCAUUUCCAUCGUGCUAUAGAGAGAACUGCCUUUGUCUCUCCUGUCCUGCUUGGGUCUUUUCAGCAAUCUCAUCCUUGGCAACUGACACCAUGAUUGAUCGCUAGGCCCAAGUGGGUGGCUGCUGUGCACAGCUGUGGACCCACAGUUUCAUAUAUAGCUUGAGUUUAAAUGAAAGACAGCACAUUUCAAAGAACAGCUGACUCCUGCAGAAGGGACAUUUUGGAGCAAACCGACAGACUUUUCUUUCUAAUCACAGGGCAUAGAUCACAGAAAUAAAACAACAUUAGGGUGUUGGACAAAUUGUGGUGGGUUCUGUACAUGUCUCUUGGCUUAGGCUGGAUGUAGACCAACCUUUAAAUGGCAGCAGUAGAAAAUAAGCUUAAUCGGCAGAGUGACUUUCAGAAGAUCCAAAUUUGGGGAAAAUUGUGUUUAUAAAAUAUACUGUCAUUAAAGAGGGUCUUUUCUUACAUCCUGACUCACUGAAUCUGCGUUUGUAUUUCACAGAAGAAUGUAAACCCAAAGAAA
Molecule: messenger RNA, 1592 nt
Organism: Talpa occidentalis (Iberian mole)
Lineage: Eukaryota; Metazoa; Chordata; Mammalia; Eulipotyphla; Talpidae
Gene: MRPL45
Product: mitochondrial ribosomal protein L45
Exons: 8
Coding region: 39-1019 (326 amino acids)
Cellular component (GO): mitochondrion
Source: RefSeq, a predicted model, not a curated record